This is a messenger RNA of Xyrauchen texanus (razorback sucker), 7280 nucleotides long. RefSeq names its product clock circadian regulator b (gene clockb). Gene Ontology annotation, biological process: circadian regulation of gene expression; regulation of transcription by RNA polymerase II. Bases 437 to 2911 code for a protein of 824 amino acids. The record is from RefSeq and is a predicted model, not a curated record. Gene Ontology annotation, cellular component: CLOCK-BMAL transcription complex; cytoplasm; nucleus. Gene Ontology annotation, molecular function: E-box binding; DNA-binding transcription factor activity, RNA polymerase II-specific; protein dimerization activity. Lineage: Eukaryota; Metazoa; Chordata; Actinopteri; Cypriniformes; Catostomidae. The transcript has 21 exons.
CCUAAUGUAAUGUUUUCAUCCAACGCGCAGCCAACAACAUGCUCUUACGGCCGCCGAUCGAAGGCAAAUGAAGACGAAGUUUUUAAACUGCGUCGGUAAACUUUUUUUUCAACGACCGAGCAUUGAAGGAGGAUAUUAUAGUGUUUUCGGGGAUUGCGGAUCAGGAGCAGCUUCCGUUGAGUGUCACUAGGCCCACUGACCCACAUUCGGGAGUGCGCUCGAGGAAGUGCGCGCAUGAAAUUCAGCAUUGCAUUUCUCAUUAUUGCACCGUGAAAUUAUUCAUCGCAGCGCUGUUUUGUGACCUGGUGGCUGACAGGAGCUGUCCGGGGACCUGUGUGUGUUUUACGGCUCUCAGGUUGGCAAGUCCUAUUCACCAAUGUCUUCCCAAUGUGGAACGUUUAUUUUACCCCAGAUUGAUCCAUGAGACAGCAUUACCAUGAGCUCCAGAGACAGGGAUGAUGACAGUAUUUUUGAUGCGCUGAUGGAGGAAGAUGAGAAGGAUAAGGCUAAAAGAGAUUCGAGAAAUAAGUCAGAGAAGAAAAGGCGAGACCAGUUCAAUGUCCUAAUUAAAGAACUUGGCACCAUGUUGCCCGGCAACACUCGCAAGAUAGACAAGUCCACCAUCUUGCAGAAAAGCAUUGAUUACCUGCGCAAGCACAAAGAAAUUGCUGCGCAGUCUGAGUCGAGUGAGAUCAAACAGGAUUGGAAACCACCGUUCCUUAGCAAUGAAGAGUUUACACAGCUGAUGCUAGAGGCGCUGGAUGGGUUCUUCCUAGUAAUGCUGACCGACGGCAAUAUCGUUUACAUCUCUGAAAGCGUCACCUCUUUGCUUGAGCAUCUGCCUUCAGACCUGGUGGAUCGGAACCUUUUGAACUUCCUUCCUGAGGGAGAGCAUGCAGAAGUUUAUAAAGUGCUGUCCUCCCACCCAGAAACUGAAAACCUCAGCUCUUGUUACCUCAAGUCCAAGAACCAGAUGGAGUUUUGUUGUCACAUGCGCAGAGGUUCUGUGGAUACAAAGAAACCGCAUGUGUACGAAUACGUCACGUUUAUUGGCAACUUUAAAUCCCUUGCCAAUAUGCCUCAGUCAAAACGAAAUGGCAUUCAGGGAAUUUUACAGCGUUCAUUGCAACCAGCAUUUGACGAUAAAGUCUGUUUUAUUGCGACUGUGAGGCUUGCCAAACCCCAAUUCAUCAAAGAGAUGUGCAUGGUGGAGGAGCCCAAUGAAGAAUUCACAUCUCGACACAGUCUGGAGUGGAAGUUCCUUCUGUUAGAUCACAGAGCGCCACCGAUCAUUGGCUAUAUGCCUUUUGAGGUGUUGGGGACAUCAGGCUAUGACUAUUAUCAUGUAGAUGAUCUUCAUUCACUGGCCAAAUGCCAUGAACAUUUAAUGCAGUUUGGAAAAGGGAAGUCGUGCUAUUAUCGCUUUUUGACUAAAGGGCAGCAGUGGAUUUGGCUUCAGACUAACUACUACAUCACCUAUCACCAGUGGAACUCCAGACCGGAGUUCAUCGUGUGCACACACACUGUUGUGAGUUAUGCUGAGGUGCGAGCAGAGAAGAGGAGAGAGAUGGGUAUAGAGGAGUCUCCCCCUGAGCUAACUGGAGUCAAGCUGUCUCAGAAUUCUGUGUCUGAAUCACAGAACACCCCCAGUCUGAGGGAGGUGCUGGAGCGUUUCAGUAACAGCCACACUCCCUCCACUUCCUCACAGAGCUCCCGCAAAUCCUCACACACCGCUGCCUCUGACAACACCUGCACCUCCACUCCCUCUAAGCUACAGAUGGAGGUUAGCACUUCGCCCCGGACCACCACUGUUGACAUGACACCACAACGCCGUUCCUCUGUCAGCACACAGUCCAUGAGUUCCCAGAACACCACUCUGACUGACUCUCCAGUGCAAAUCAGCCAACAACAACCACAACAAACACAGCCCCAGCAGCAGGUUCAGCCUAAUGCCAUGUUCUCUGUGCAGUUGAAUGCGAUGCAGCACCUGAAGGAGCAGCUGGAGCUGAGGACACAAAUGAUAGAAGCAAACAUUCAGAAACAGCAGGAGGAAUUAAAACAGAUCCACGAGCAACUGCAGAGAGUGCAGGGACAGGGGGCUCAGGUGAUACUGCAGCAGUCAGGCGGGCAACUCAGCAUGCAGCUGCCGCAAGUCAGUGGAGCACAAACAAGCAUUUUAGGGGUUGGGACACAGGCUGGGGUCGUAGCUAUACAGGGUCAGAAUGUGACAAGUACAGCACACAGCGGGACUGUCCCACAGCAACAAGUACUUCCACAGCAGCAGCCUCCACGUUCCCUGCCUCAUAACCUACAGAGCUCCUCUGUAACACAGCAUGGUCCAGUAUAUAACACCAUGAUGAUCAGCCAGCCUGCUAAUGCCAAUGUUGUGCAGUUACCCAGCAGCCUGGCACCAAAAAUCAAUCAGGGCAACACAAUAAACAGGUUUCCCGCAGGGCAGCAGUUGGUCACCAAGAUAGUGACGGCUCCAGUGGCGUGUGGCACUGUCAUGGUACCUACAACAAUGUUUAUGGGUCAGGUAGUGACCGCUUACAGCCCUUUUCCACAGCAGCAAGGUCAGACGCAGACCAUAGCACUGCAGACUCAGCCCAAUGUGACUGCAGAACAACAGACUCAAGUUACAACAUUACAAUCAAAUCAACAGCAGGGGGCAACACAACAACAGACAAAACAGCAGCAACAGUUUUUGCAGAGCUUUCUCCAUGGCAACCAAUCUGCACAACUGAUCCUGCAGGCUUUCCCUAUUCAGCAGCAAGGCACAUUUACUCCCUCACAACAACAACAGCAAACACAACAACAACAGCAACUUCAGCAAUUGAAGCCACAAACUCAAAAACAGCAAAAAACUUCCUCCUCUCACCAGACAGAUAAAACUAGUGCCCAGUCUCAGUAGCAUGGAUGAACACAACAGCCAGUCAGAUGGAAUAGCUGGGUCACAUGUCUCAUCUGGGUGUUUGUUGGACAGAUGCUGGACUGAUUGCCAACCCUCUUCCUGGCAAAUUCUUACAAACUGUUUAUGAGGGUAGAAGUGCCAAGCUCCUUAUUUAUUUCAACUGAAAGCAAAGGGCUGCUAGCCUUACAUGGUCUUUCAGUGUAAACAGCCCAAGGAACUGAGUCUGUCUGUACAGUCCCGUGUAAAUAGACAAACAAAAACAUAUUCAAAGAUAUUGAAUAUUUUUUAUGCUGCAUGGAAAGUUUAAACUUUCAUUUGUAGUGUACUACUAGUUUUAUGAUUUCCAUUUUUAAGUAUUAUUUUUUGGGUUCAAGUUUAAAAUGUUUAUAUUAUGCGUAUAGUGAUGCUUUAAACUUUUGUCCUUCCCUGACGAUAGCCUCGUUACAUAUAGUUAGGGUGGUGUAACGGUUUGUUGUGGAGGUUUUCAGAGACACUAAGGUAAAUUUUGUACCUUUAAGUUAUUGUACCCUGUGUCUCUGACUCGUACAAACAGAUUGUCCCAGUUUCAUUGAACAUUUGAUGCUGAGAAAUCUAAUUUGACGUGAAGUUUUCCAAUUUAAGUGCCAAAAUUGAGUUACUUUGUUUUAAAAAAAACAAAACAAACAUGCUUCUUCCAGGUUGUGCGUGUUGAAUGUUGAUUUGCUUUUUAGCUGAGUCAUAGUCGUCUUCUAAAAAGUUGUGCUGUGCACCUUUCCCCAUUUCUUAUAGCACUUACUGUGUUGAUACACACUAAAUCCCUCUAGUGAUUGUGAUAUAUUGGUCUUUUUGAGUUUUUGUGUGUGUGCAUGGAUGUACUUAACGUGUGUUUCUCAAAGAACAUUUAACGUGUCGUGAAUGAGCUUUUCAAUCCUCGUUUAUAAAUAUUCUGUUUUCCCUCGUGCUUUUGGGAGCUAUGCAAGAAGCCGCAUACAAGGCAAAGCAUUUGUGUAUGUGUGACUGAGAAACGUUUAGAGUACUGUUGACAUUUUCGAUACAGUUUUCAAGAAAAUGAUGAUUAUAUUGUCCUUAUUUUAGUUUCAAUUUUAAAGUUAUAAUUGAAACUGAAGCAGGGUUAAUGUGCAGUUUUGGAGUCUUAAACUUGAAGGGUCUUCGUUGUGUGUGCAUGUGUGUGACAGAGAGAGAGAGAGAGAAAGUGUAGGCUAUUGUAUCAAUAACCAUUUGUGAUGCUUCCAAUUUCGCUGUGUGGGUCAUGUAUUUCCCCCCAAGCGAUGACCAAUCAGUUCUUGCGUUGCAGUAACUCAAUAUUCUAGAUGUCUCCCCAUUGGCUUGUUUGCUAUAUACCUCAGAAAUCCAUAUUGUUGAAAAAGGUUUUAUAUAAGAAAUAUCCAAAGCAAUUUUAUUUUCAUAUGGUAAAGGACUAAGAGUAAACAGUCUGGCUGUGUGUGGACCGGUAGCACUGUUAAAAGAGCAGUAUGAGUUAAAGUGUUCAUGGUUUAUGGUUCUAAACCAAUUUUAACAUAUAGAACAAGUGUUGAUCUGUGGACUUCCAAUUUGUGAAGAUGCUGAUCAAUGUGUCAUCUUUCCCCGAUCUAUCCCGUUCUCUUUCAUAGUUGUGUUAUUUGUGUCCCAUAAGAUUUUUCGUGCACUGAAACCCCCAAGUGUGUUAGUUGUUACUUUUGAACCGAUUUGGUUCAUAGUGUGUGUACAAUCAGUCCCAUCCAAAAAGCUACUGACCGGUUAAAGAGAGGCUUGAUUAGGACUUUGCAUAACAUUCCUGAUCAUAUCAACCUUCUGUAUACAGAACUGCCUUUUAUUUGUGUACACUUUGUAUUUCUGUCCAACCAGAUGAUUGUGUUAAUUACAGAGUUGAGUGGUUAAUAUUACAAUAAUAGUAAAAAUUCAUCAUAGAAAAUAAGAUGAAGUAAAUUAUUAUUUGUUUUUUCAGUGAACAUGAGUAUGGUAUAUUCACCCCUUAUAAUAUCAUGUUUUAAUCCAAAAAUGUGUUCGCUCUGUUCAUUCUGAAUUGCUAUGCGCAUGAUGUAUUAAACCACCGUGUCACCACCAACAAAUGUUCGCAAAGCAAUCCUAUUAUCCUCAAUGUGACUGAAUUUGUAAGCAUUGUCCUCUGUCUAUUGACCAAAAACUGACCCUUUUCCCUUCACGAUAUUCAGCCUUGAAUUAAAGCAAACAAUGUUAUUUACAUUCGCUUAUGACAAGUGAUACUGAAGUGUCUUGCUUUUGCAUUUUUCCAUAAAGAAAAUAUACAAUUCAUACAAUACAAAUUCUUUUUUACAUUUUAUUUUAAUUUAGUCUGUAUCAAAAGCAUUACAUCAUUCCCUUCUGGCCCUCUUCCUUCAUUCAUAACAUAUUCUACAAGAUGAAAAAAUAGCUACACAUCAGAUAUUUACAUAGUCAAAUCUAAAAUCUCAAAGCAAUUCAAGUUAUUUGUCACAGUCAACAUUCAAAAACAUUUCACUUCUUUUUUUUUGGAGACCGGAGUCCUGUUCUUCAAACAUAGAGGUUUGAUAUGUAUCUUGGUUUAUGCAGAGUUGUCCUGAAACUUCAGCUAGCCAGGUUAGCCAUGUUCAAGGAAUGGAACUCAUUGUCUUAUUAUACAACAAAUGUUAACGUGCAAUCCAAAUAGUAUAAUGUCAGUUUUGCACAGCAAGAACCUUUUAUGUAUGCCAUGUGUAUAAUAUUAAAAAUCUCAAAUGCAAAUCAAAUGUUCAAUUCCAAACUUAAAAAAUUAGCCAAAACAAGCAUGUAAACAUCUCCUAUGUGUUUGUGUUUUUUUUUUUUUUCCUUUUCUUUUAUAAGUCUAACAGAAGAGGUCUUUUAUAAGAGCUUGCAGAAGAGGUGGAAAUCUAGUAGACAAUGAUACAAUGUAACAUUACAAAUCAAUAAUGCAUUAUAACAGUGAGAAAGUAAUUACACAUGCUGAAACUAGUAGACAAAUGCAAGAUAUGCAAGUAUGGUAACCUCAGUCCAUUGGCAUUACAUAAGUGCUUAUGAUAAUGAAACAUUAAACAGGACUCACUUUGGGUUCAAUGUCGUUACCACUGAUCUAUCAUACUGUUCGGUCGAAUUAAGUAUUUGCCAUUGUUCACCCAGUCAAGAACGAAAACGGAAGAGCACACAACAUGACGUCAUUACAUAGUGCAGUGUGUGUGACUAUGAUGUCAUCAGAAGAGUAAGUCAUUUAUCUAAAUGUCUGUUGAGGUAACAUUGUUCAAUUCUACAUCUACAUGCUUGCCUGGCUCAGGAUGAUGCCAUGGUCGUGCAUCCAAAAUACUAUGCAGAUCAAUACAAUAAAAUGGAGACCAGCUGCAUUUAGAAAAAUGCAUUAGCAACUACAAGCAGUUACAUGGCUGGACAUACUGGGCAGCAAGUCUUGAGUAAUUUGAAACAUCCUGGAAGACAAGGCCAAUGGAUUAACAUUGAGCCAAACAGAGAGCAGAGAAGCCUAGGGAUUGCCCUUUAUAAGUCACACUUAAAGACCCCAUGAAAUAAAAAUGGGAGUUGUAUGGCUGGUUAUAGGGUUGCCACCUUCAAUAUAGAAAAAUAAGGGACGCCUGGGGGGGGACACCCGGGACACCCCUUGGGGCCACGAUGACCACAGGUCCGAUGACGUGCCAGUGGCGGUAAAUCGCAACUUAAAACAUGUUUUCAUAAGGUGGCGUGAACACAGAUUUUGGAUAAAAUAUUUGUCAUUGUUUGCAGACAGUAACACCAUCCAAACAGUGAAACCACAUAAUAAAUAACCGAUCUACAAACAUUUCUAAAUUCAUGUAAAACACAAUUUUUUUAUUAUUAUUGGUAAGUUAAUCUAUUUUAUAUAGUCUAUUGUUAAUUCUACAGUAGCCUAUUGAAGAAUGCAAUCAUUUAAAUUAGUUAAGUUGUUUAUUUGCUUCACAUAGGAACUAUAUUUUUAUUAUUAAAUAUAUCUCUCUUAUCUGUUAUUAAAAUAAUGCUUAUGUGUCUGAUUGUACGCCUUAACCGUAAUAAACAAAUCGGUUAAUUAACAAAUACGUUGUCCGUCAGUAUGUCUACUAUUUACUUGCUUGUUCGGCUUGAGCAGUCUUUGUUGGUUCUGACUUCUGACACCAUGUUUCAUGUUCAUAAAGGAGACUCGUGAUGGGUCAAACACUAGCUUUUAUUUUAGCUCCCUUAACAUAGCCAUCCUCGUGCAUUUUAUGUUUUUACACACUUCUUCUCCUUGCCUCGCCCCCUUCCUAAGAUAGCUCACUGGUGCCCUCUAUUGGCUGACCUAUAUCGUAACAUUUACAAUAAGGCUCAUUAGUUAACUACAUUAAUUAACAUUAACUAAUAAUGAACUGCACUUAUACAGCAAUUGUUUAUCUUUGUUCAU